Mytilinidion resinicola is the source of this 2286-nucleotide messenger RNA. RefSeq names its product putative TFIIH complex helicase Rad3. The record is from RefSeq and is a predicted model, not a curated record. NCBI's taxonomy places the organism in Eukaryota, Fungi, Ascomycota, Dothideomycetes, Mytilinidiales, Mytilinidiaceae. Gene Ontology annotation, molecular function: damaged DNA binding; ATP binding; DNA helicase activity. Gene Ontology annotation, biological process: transcription by RNA polymerase II; positive regulation of mitotic recombination; nucleotide-excision repair. Gene Ontology annotation, cellular component: nucleus. Bases 1 to 2286 code for a protein of 761 amino acids. The transcript is spliced from 2 exons.
AUGCCUUCAGGGACAGGAAAGACCGUGUCCUUGCUGUCUCUGAUCGUCGCAUACCAAAUUGCGGUUCCGGAAACUCGGAAACUAAUUUAUUGCUCACGUACAAUGUCAGAGAUCGAAAAGGCACUACUUGAACUGAAAGCAUUGAUGAAAUACCGAGCAGACGAACUUGGCUACGUUGAGGAAUUCCGUGGCCUGGGACUCACCAGCCGAAAAAACCUUUGUCUCCAUCCGGAAGUGAAGAGGGAGAAAAGCGGCGCUGUUGUUGAUGCCCGAUGUCGCAGCCUAACGGCAGGCUUCAUGAAAGAAAAGAAAGAGAGAGGAGAAAACGUGGAAUUGUGCACCUACCACGAUAACCUGGACCUACUCGAGCCUCACAACCUGAUUCCGCCCGGCGUUUGGACGCUCAAUGGUCUCCUACAACACGGUGAACAGCAAAAGCAAUGUCCGUACUUCACGGCGCGACGAAUGAUGUCGUUCUGCAAUGUGAUAAUAUACUCCUAUCAUUACCUGCUUGAUCCCAAAAUUGCAGAACAAGUUUCAAAGGAGCUUUCAAAGAACAGCAUCGUUGUCUUUGACGAAGCGCACAAUAUCGACAACGUAUGCAUAGAAUCGCUCAGCAUCGAUAUAACAGAGGACGUACUCCGAAAAGCGAGUCGAGGAGCCGACAACCUGGAUCGCAAAAUUGCGGAAAUGAAGUCUUCGGACGCGGAUAAGCUGCAGAACGAAUACCAAAAGCUCGUUGAUGGCCUGCGAGAGCAAGACGAAGCCCGUACAGAAGACUCUUUUAUGGCUAACCCAGUUCUCCCAGAUGACCUACUUAAAGAGGCCGUUCCUGGCAAUAUACGGCGUGCCGAACAUUUCGUUGCCUUUCUAAAGCGCUUCAUCGAGUAUGUCAAAACGCGCAUGGCAGCACGGCACGUGAUUUCAGAGACGCCGCCCUCCUUCCUGCAGCAUCUCAAAGACUUAACUUUCAUUGAGAAGAAGCCGCUCCGAUUCUGCGCCGAGCGCCUCACUUCUCUAGUCCGCACUCUUGAGCUUACUAGCAUCGAAGACCACAAACCUCUUCAGGAAGUCGCCACCUUCGCCACACUUGUUGCGACGUACGACAAGGGCUUUGAGCUCAUUCUUGAGCCGUACGAGAAUGUGUCUGAGACUGCCACGGUGCCACAUCCAGUCUUGCAUUUCAUAUGCCUAGACGCCGCGAUAGCCAUAAAACCUGUUUUUGAGCGCUUCUCCUCCGUUAUCAUCACUUCAGGAACGAUAUCGCCACUAGAAAUCUAUCCAAAGAUGCUCGAUUUCAGCACUGUUGUCCAGGAAUCGUACGCAAUGACACUAGCGCGAAAAUCCUUCUUGCCCAUAACCGUGACCCGUGGUAGCGACCAAGGCCCAGUGUCGUCCUCAUUCUCUAUCCGCAACGACACCAGCGUGGUAAACAACUACGGUCAACUCCUCAUCGACCUCUGCAAACUCACACCAGACGGCGUAGUCGUAUUUUUCCCCUCAUACCUCUACAUGGAAUCUAUUAUCUCCAUGUGGGUUGGUAUGGAAAUCCUUGACGUUUUAUGGAAAUAUAAACUCGUCCUAGUUGAAACACCCGAUUCGCAAGAGACUAGCCUCGCCCUCGAAACAUAUCGUCGCGCGUGCGAUAACGGCCGCGGCGCUGUUCUGCUUUGCGUCGCGCGUGGUAAGGUCUCCGAAGGUAUAGACUUUGAUCAUCAUUACGGCCGUACCGUGCUCUGUAUCGGCGUGCCCUACCAAUAUACCGAGUCUCGCAUUUUGAGAGCGCGGCUGGCGUUCCUGCGUGAGAAAUACCACAUUAAGGAAAAUGACUUUCUCUCCUUCGACGCGAUGCGGCAUGCCGCGCAGUGUCUGGGGCGCGUGUUACGAGGCAAGGACGACUAUGGGAUCAUGGUGCUUGCAGACCGGAGGUUCCAAAAGAAGAGAAACCAGCUACCCAAGUGGAUCCAAAAUGCCUUACUAGAUAGCGAUUCGGAUUUAUCUGUUGAUCAGGCGACGGCGGCGGGGAAGAAGUUUCUAGAAGAUAUGAGUGUGCCGUGGAGUUCGAAGAUGCAGGAGGGGAUUAGUUGGUGGAGCAACGAAGAUUUAAAGCGGUUUCAGCAGAAGGAGGCGGAAGCAGAGAUCACGAUGCUUAGAACGCAACAGCAGCAGAUGAAUUGGGGUGUGGAGACUGAUGUGCAGCAAGGGGAAACGAGUGGGGCGCUAGCGGACGAGUUUGAGAUGAGCGGGAUUGACGACCAAGAUUUGAUGGCGAUGGACGUUGAGUGA